AUGAGCUUAUCCAAGAAGGUGUCUCAAAGUAACGACACAAGCAUUAACUUCCCAAGCAAGGCUACGGCUCUGAAUCCGAAUGCCAUAGAGUUUGUUCCAUUUUCCCUCAGAUCACCUGGAAGUACUUCAAACACAGCUGAUACAGCUCCAAGGUUUGCCACUUCUGCGGCUGUUGGGAAUGCAGCUCUUAAUCGUUCAGAUUCAUCUGUAUCUAAUGCCUCAGAUGAAGAAGCUCAUCGGUUCUGGCGUCACCAGCUACCUGAUGAUAUCACUCCUGACUUCAAGGUGGUGGGUGAAGAUGAUUCUCAAGGAUAUGAUGUCCUUUCUUUGGCAGGCUUGUCAUUGAACGAUGUUACUGAAGCCUCGAGGUUCUCCCCUUCUGUCGGCAGUGGGCAUGUAUAUAAUGGACAACAACCAUCUCCUCGUCAUCUGAAUGGUGGCGUCUAUGGUGACAAGAUGAAGUUUCCUGCUUCUUCUUAUGCUGAAGAUCAGACAGCAGGCAGUCUUUUGAAUAUUUCUGCUAAGCCAUGGGACAAACAAGUUAUGAACACAGAUCAACUUCUUGGCAACGGGAGGGAGAUAAAUCCUUACAGUGACAAUUCUGGACAAGUGUUCAUGAAUGACAUGUUAAGUGAACAUGCUAUGAUGGAUGGGACAGAAAUGAAUCCCUUGGAGUUUCUGGCUUCUCAAUUCCCUGGAUUUGCUGCUGAAAGCCUCGCGGAAGUUUAUUUCGCGAAUGGGUGUGACUUAAAUCUUACAAUCGAGAUGCUCACUCAGCUAGAGCUUCAGGUAGAUGGUGGUUUUAGCCAGAGUAUGAAUUCAAAGGCGUUGUCAGCUCCCAAUCUCAGUGCAAUGGAUUUCCCUGCUCUUUCUAUGCAAGAGAGCCAGAAUGGCUCCUCAAAGUAUCCUAGAGAUGAUAUUCAGCAAAGUAUAAACUCAUCAUACCAAUCUCCUGAGAAAGAGAACAUGCUCAUGUUCAAGUCUGGUCCAUCCUUUCCAUCUAGAGGAGCAACUGAUUUUGCUUCAGCUGUUAGGAAAAUGGCCCUUCAAGAUUCUAAUGUGUGGAAAUACGAAAGGAAUGGUCCUGCUGAUUCCUCCACAGUUGGUUCAAGCAGAAGUUCGAAUGUUCUGGCUAGUGCAUAUAGUAGUUCCCAAGGGAGAGCCAUGUAUACGGAUAGGUUACAGAAUCGUACUUCUUCUCGAGCCACUCCUACUUGGCUUGAAACUGGAGAAGCAGUUGCAAAUUUGUAUUCUGAGAUGCGGGAAGAAGCACGUGAUCAUGCACGUUUGAGGAAUGCCUACUUUGAACAGGCACGCCAAGCAUAUCUCAUAGGAAAUAAAGCCUUGGCUAAGGAGUUGAGUGUCAAAGGGCAGCUGCACAAUGUGCAGAUGAAGACAGCCCAUGGGAAAGCACAGGAUUCGAUAUACCGACAGAGGAACCAAGGUGGCCUGGAGACACAGGGAAACGGCAGAGUUGGACAUGAGCGGAUGAUAGACCUACAUGGUCUGCAUGUAAGUGAAGCCAUUCACGUGCUGAGGCACGAGUUAGGUGUUUUGAGGAGCACUGCCAGAUCUGCAGAUCAGCGGUUACAGGUUUACAUAUGCGUUGGAACAGGGCAUCACACAAGAGGUGCUCGAACCCCUGCACGACUUCCAAUUGCUGUACAGCGGUAUCUGCUCGAAGAGGAGGGCCUUGACUACUCCGAACCCCAGCCGGGGCUCCUCAGGGUAGUGAUGUACUGA
This is a messenger RNA of Linum trigynum, 1743 nucleotides long. The record is from the annotation of a GenBank genome assembly. NCBI's taxonomy places the organism in Eukaryota, Viridiplantae, Streptophyta, Magnoliopsida, Malpighiales, Linaceae.